AGUAGGGUUGAUGGUAGUAUCAAUGUAUAUGGGGGAACGUACAGUAGAUGGCAGUAAUGAGCUACAUCAGGAAGGUAUCUUUGUCCAUUAUAGCAUUAAAUGAAAGUAUAUAAAGAGCUAUAAAAAAAGAUCUGCUGCAGCUGCAGAGUCAGUGAGGGAGGAAAGGGGAGGCAAAGGCGUUUAGGUGGCUCUACCUGGAUAAAUUGUUGCUCAUGCUACAAGAGAAUAUUCAGUUCUCCAGGAUGAUAAGAAGUCUUGCAGAGUCUUGUGCCAGUUACUACACAGCCAACAACACAUUUGUGGAUACUUUUGGAUGUCCCAGGAAAGAAGAUGGUUCAGAUUUGAUCUACUGCUGUGGUUUUGUUGACUUGAAAUAUUGCUGCGGUGAGCCGGGGAACUACUUUCCAUACAAGCAUGGCUACAUGUGGUCUCUAAGCGUAGGAGCUCUGAUUGGCCUGGGAAUCGCAGCACUAGUCCUGCUCGCCUUCAUUGUCAGCGUGUGUGUGCUCUGCUAUUUAUUUCUAUACACAAAGCCACAGAGGAUAGAUUCUGGUUUGAAACUGCAGCGCGUAGGAUCUUCAGCUUCACAUGGAGACAAAGUUAAAAAAAAGGCAAAACCAGAUUGUGCUGAUAAACGUGCGAACUCUGAGAACGAAACCUUUCCUGAUCCCGAAAGGAACGUGCAAGAGAAACUCCUGGAAAUUACACAAAUCAACGCUAGCAAGCUGUAACAUACCAGCAAUUUGGUCUUUUUAUACUUUUCCUUUUUAAAGUGUUAAUUAUAAAAUAAACGGAUAAUUAAA
This is a messenger RNA of Xenopus laevis (African clawed frog), 803 nucleotides long. RefSeq names its product protein shisa-like-2B (gene shisal2b.S). The transcript is spliced from 3 exons. The coding region runs from base 213 to 731 and encodes 172 amino acids. NCBI's taxonomy places the organism in Eukaryota, Metazoa, Chordata, Amphibia, Anura, Pipidae. The record is from RefSeq and is a predicted model, not a curated record.